CUGUGAUGAUCCUUCUGUGGUGUUAGUUCUUGUUCUUCGUGCGAGUGUUCAGUUGUUCGAGUCUAUCUGAUCGCUUGACAUCAACGUGGGACAACAACACAGAGAAACACCAAACUGAUCAGACGAGGUGGCUCUAAAAACACAAUUCUGGACAACUGAAGUAUCAUCCUCAUCAUUUGUGUCUCCCUCCACACAUGCAAUAUAUUAAAAUUGUGGCCGUUCGACGGUUUGAUCUCAAUGUGGUUUGAAACACCUUUCAGUCAGUCUCAGCCAUCUGAAUCUGAAAUAGUGAGUGUCUCCUGAAAGCAAAAAAAGGCAAAACAAACGCGCUCUCGUCGACUUGUUCGAUCACUUCUUUGAAGAAAAACAACCUAAGAAACGGAAUAGUGUAUGGCGACCAUCGCAGGAGGCAAGAACUUGGAUAUGAACUGACCUCACGUGAACGUUUUAGCCGUGGUCGCGCGAUUGCUUGCUUCAUUGCCUAUUUUUGGUUGGAUGCUUCCCCAUUUGACAUGAAGCCCUCUCGCCCAUUGAUCUCAGCAUUCACAUCCAAAGAUUAGUGUCCAAUCAUAGUGUUGACCCUUUGCUAUUGCAACAGGUCCAUAAACAAGCCCCAUGAUGGAACCUAUGCAAGACAAGCCCGAGGAUUUGUCCAUGAAAUCCUCAUCCAACUCGAACUCGCCACCUUUACUGGGUUCGUCUCGGAAAAUCAAACCCAUCCCACCUCCAUUGGACUUAAAUGCUCGCACACUCGACGAGCCAUCUGAUCUCAGACUUCCCAAAUCUCCCGGUGAUUUGCCCCGGGAAUGUCUACCAAUUAGGAAAAGACCUUUGCUGGAAGUUCGGCGUGACCUGCAUGACAUCAAGUCUCCCAAAAGUGCUGGUCCGAAUGAUCUUGGACCGUCUUUCCUCGAUUUCCGUAACGUAAAUACGGCUCCCUCAAGUCCCCUUGGUUCUGCACCGCCUCGUUUGCCGUUUCCCUCAUCAACGCUCUCAUUGACACCCUCAUCAGGAUGUUCAUUGGCUUCGUCCAACUCGGCGUUUACUCAUUUCCCUGUCCCGCCCCUAAUCAAGGCCCAUGCCCUGGCUGCGGUCUCGGCUGGCCUCCCCAAGUCCCCUUUCUUAACCUCCUCUGGAAACGGAUAUCCUACACCCCCCACUGAUCUCCCGUCCCCUUUUGGAUGGAACGUCCCGUUCUCCCAUCAAAGCAUGUUCUCGUCGUUCAGCCCCGUGUUGCCGCAUUCCCCACUUCCCUUCCCAAGUACGGCCCUCCUCUCUCCCGCCCCUUCCUCGUACCCAUCAAGCACCAAUUCCUCAAGGGAGGAUCUGCCCCAUGGAGCCGGGACUAGCAGUGCAACAACCAUGUCAAUGGAAUCAGAAUCAAAAAGACGAUAUCUUUCGGCGAGUUCCUCCAAUACUCAAAUGCAUCCCGAUAGCACCUCACCUGUUCCCUCUUCGCCUUUGAUUUCUCCAAGGCGAUCGUGGUCCCAUGCCUGGCCCACUCCAAAGUGGCUUUGCUUUGUGAGUGGGACCAUGAUCAAGUUCUUGAUUCCCACUUUGGACACUCCUUGGCAACAAGUUGAAGAGUUGGCUCUCAAGGAUUUGAUGGCCAAGGAUUGCAGAAAUCCUUUCCAGUAUGCCCCCAAUGGUCUAACAAUUGUCAAGAUUGAUGUGAUAUCGCACGAUCCCAUGGUGGGUAGCGGCCCUGGCAAUGCCGCUUCUCGCCGCUCCGUGUCUCAGGAUGGGGUGGUCAAACUUGAGCAGCAGCAGCAGCAGCAGCACCCCGCCUCCUCGUCGUCGUCCUCGUCGACUUCGUCGUCCCAUUUUCCUGGCGGGGACUCUGCCCGAAGUUCCCAAACCCUUCUUAUCUUGAGGAUGGCUCCCCACCGAGAGGACAAUGCCACUGAGCUGUUGGCUGAAACCGCGCUUGACCAUCCAUUCUAUGUCAAGGAACGAGGAUGGUGUUCCAUCCAGCCCCGGAUGACUUCCGAGAAGUAUGGCAUUCCUUGUCAAGAGAUCUCGGUCGGCGACGUGUGUAUUCCUCCCAAUCAUCCUGAAGCUGUCAAGACACCGGAUCUCAGUGACCGAUUGCGUCGAUUCGAAUUCGAUGAUCCUCAAUCCCCGUUGGCACGAAAUUUCCAUCAAAGACUUCCAACGUCUGUCCCGUCAGCCUUGACCACCUCGUUGGGGAAGUCCAUGAUGUCACCGCCCAUUUCUCCGGCAAAAAAGAAAGAAAAAGAUCCGGAGAAGCCCAAGAGGCCCAUGAACGGGUUCAUGCUUUUUGCUAAGAAGUUCAGAUUGGAGCUUAUCCAGCAACACCCGGGAAAAGACAAUCGGGCCAUCAGCGUUCUUUUAGGCGAAGCAUGGAAAGGAUUACCACAGGAGGAACGCGAAAAUUACUCCCAUCGAGCUAAACUCAUGGCUGAGGAGCAAAAGAAACUUCAUCCAGAUUGUUGGAAACGAAAGCGAACCAUCAACAACACUAGUACAACCACAACCACACCAAACAACAAUACAAUCAACAACUUGGGAAGCAAUGCUUGUGCCAGUAAUAACGGGUCCUCCUCUAUAACCUCCUCCCCCUCCUCCUCAUCGUCGACAACGUUAAUCACGACGACUAGUGCUCCAACCAUAUCGGUUGGGAUGAUGUCACACCUCCAUCAUCAGCAUCAACAACAACAACAGCAGCAUCUCCAUCAUCAACAACAGCUACAGCAUCAAAAUCACAAUCAUCAAAACAACAGCAACAACUUUUCGAUCACCAACCUCACAUCGGUCUCGUCGCCCUCGACGGUAAUGCCAUCCAAUCUUAAAUACGAAAUGGGAAUGGGCCCUAUUCGACCCACCGCAGUCCCGGCUCAACCUUUAUCGGGUUUGCCUGGAUCUGAUCGUUUGGUGACGGUUUCGAGUGCCACCGCCACAUCUUGAAUCUCAUGAAACACACCUUUUAUGUUUUUGCUGUUACCAUUGUUGUUAUUAACGCUGCUGUUGUUGUUGUCGCUGCCACUAUUACUACUACUACUACUACUACUACUACUACUACUACUACUACUACUACUACUACUACUACUACUACUACUACUACUACUACUAAAACUACUAGUACCAACACCGCCACCAUCAUUGUUAUCACGUGUACUACUUUAUCGGUGUACUCAGUUGGAACAGAAAGAAAGCAUGCCCUUCAUCCAGGAAAGCUUGCUUUCAAAUUCAUUUUUGCAAUAUUAUAUCUUGAAUUCAAAAAAAAACCUCUCUUGAGUAAUCAAGUCUUUCAUGUUCAAUUUCCCUUGCUGAAGCGAGACUUAUCAUUAUGGUUAUUUCUAUUCUACGUAUGAACAACACAAUCAAAGACAUCCGUUUUCAAAAAAAAACCUUUCAUUUUGAGUUGAUCACAUCGCUGAUGAUUAGUCUUGUUUACACAUACUCUUCUGUCAAACUCUUGCGUUAGAGAUCAAAUUUUAAACCCGCUCAUUCCUUUUGGCAUUAUAGUUUUCAUUCCAAAAACAAGAGUUCUCUGACACAGAGAUCGUGCAAAUGUGAGUAGAAAUACCAGCACAGGAAUAUUUGCACCCAUUCAAUCAUCGGUAGUGUAAGCUUUCCAACCAUUUGGUAGAGUAGACCUCAUUUUCCCCACAUUUUUUCGUGGACUCAUCCAACCAUCAAUUCACUACUGAUGUUUCAGUGUCUGAAGUAAUUAAACACAACGCAAUGUGCUUGUAAAUCUGUGAUAACUUUUUCAAUGUGCUUAUGUGGCUUCAACUUGCCCACACACUCCCCCCCCCUCUCUCUCCAUGGGAAGGGAGGGAGGGAGCUCAGAUCUUGGAAGUGUAACUUGAUUAUGAACCCACUCCCACCACCUCUUCUUUGACUUCUUCCUUUUCUUCUUGCCUCUGUGGCCGUCUAAUUGCCUGCAAUGUUUCAACUAGGAACCCAAACAUAUCCCAAUCUAUUAAUAGGUGUGUAUUUGUGACUACCUUUUCUCGACGAUCCCUCCAUCCCUCCAUUCAAAGAGAGCCCGCAGGUGCUGCUCUAUAUUUAGCUCUAUUUUUGCUCGUGCCCAAAUGUCACUAACUUGAUUGUAUGGCAUUGUGGAGCACGCACUUCUUUUUUAGAACAAUCGUUGUCGUGAAACAUGUGAAAGCACUUGUGAUCUCAAAAAGUAUAUCAUAAUCAUUAUCCCAAAACUGUAUAUUUCUGGACACGAUCACGUUGGCCUUUUGGGACCAUCCCACAUCCUUGUCGUUACUCCCCAUCUCCGUCCCCGUUUUAGUGAUUGGGCGAAUGGAAAGAGUGGUGAAAGUCAGAAACUUGUGCUCAGACGAAAUGACAUCUGCGAUUCCUAUCAUACGAGUUGGCAAAUUGGGUGCAAUUCGAAAUGUCUCUAUUUCUCAAGAUUGUUAAUUGAUCAAUGGAUAUUAUUGUUCUUCAUAGUGUGUGCGUGUACUUGUACGAAUACGUCAUCCGUGCGUUUCCCGCCAAGUUGUUAUCCGUGAUCUUGUCUCGUUUCCUUGACCUCCAAAUCAUUCUGCUUUCAUAGCUCCCAUCCCUCCAAUGGAUCCCCUCCUCAAGCACAAUCAAUUUUGCUCAAGUGUACCACCUACAUCCCUACAUAGUAUACGGCUCUUCUCCUCAAUGAUUAGAUUACUUGUUAACCGAUGUCUAUUGCAACCCUCUCCCUUUCCGAAUCUUCCAGCAUUGAUAUCUUGCUCAAGACCACAUUUCCUCAUUUGCGAGGCCCUCUUUGUCCAGUCUACUCGUUUGGGUGGACCUGAAUUUGUCAGCACCCAAUCGCCCUCACCCUCCGCACCCUCCUCACCUCACCUCACGUCUUAUUGAAAGUUCCGUGCCGAAAAACGAAAGCUAAGGUGGUCGAUAAAACUCGUGAUGUUCCUGUUCCCCGUCCGUGUUCAAACAGUGUCCAACAAAAGUACGCCAAUCAAUUGAAACUGAUGUAACAUUAUCAUUCUAAUGGUAUUGGCAUUACAAGAGCUACUGCUACUACUACUACUAUUAUUAUUAUUAUUAUUAUCAUCAUCAUUACUACAACAACAACAACCACAACAACAACCACAACAACAACCACAACAACAACCACAACAACAACCACAACAACAACCACAACUACUACGAUUAUACUAAAGAAUUGGAAGCAAAGAACUGCGCUAUGUUCCCCUUUCAAAUGUUUGCUGUGAAUCUCUAAAAACAAAAACAAAAACGGAAAAAGAAGAACCCAAUCCUAUCAAGUAUUUUUCUCGAUAUUCUCGUAUUCGAACAGACUAAAUAAAUGAAUGUUGUCAUAAUGGCGAGUCUCGA
Molecule: messenger RNA, 5313 nt
Organism: Tigriopus californicus
Lineage: Eukaryota; Metazoa; Arthropoda; Copepoda; Harpacticoida; Harpacticidae
Product: putative transcription factor capicua
Exons: 7
Coding region: 616-2928 (770 amino acids)
Biological process (GO): regulation of transcription by RNA polymerase II
Cellular component (GO): nucleus
Molecular function (GO): protein binding; RNA binding; DNA-binding transcription factor activity, RNA polymerase II-specific
Source: RefSeq, a predicted model, not a curated record